AUGACAUACAAUUCAUCAUUUAUAUUAAAAACAACUUGUCUUGAAUCUGGUACUCGUGGUCCAGAUGCACCUUUUUAUCGUUGGUUAGCUCUUGGUUAUGUUUUUCUCUUUAUUCUUGCAUUAACUGCUAAUCUACGUGUACUCUUUAAAUUAUUUCAUUAUUCAAGACGUCGUUUUCGUGAUCAUAUACUUUUAUUAAAUUUAUGUGCUGCUGAUUUAUUUUUUACACUUGUUUAUAUUCCAAGUGAAAUCUAUGCAUAUACUGUUGGACGUUGGCAUAAUGAUCAAAUAUGUAAAAUAAUAGCUGCAUUAAAAGGUCUAGGAAUUUAUGUAUCAUCAUGUACAAUUAUUGGUAUAUCACUUGAUCGUUAUCUAUCAAUUGUACAUCCUUUAACUGUAUAUCAAUCAAAUACAAGAAAUAAAUUAUUUGUUGUUGGUUCAUGGUUUAUUUCAGCUUUAGCUUGUAUACCACAAUUAAUUAUAUUUAAACGAUUAACAAAUGAAGUCUUAUGUCGUGAAAUGUGUGGCGAUAUAUUAUCAACUGAUCCAGGAAAACGUAUAGCUUAUAAUAUUAGUGUUGCUAUAUUUGCUUAUAUAGCACCAUUAUUAACAAUUUUUUAUUCGUAUUUUCGUAUAUUAUAUGUAUUACAUAAACGAUCAGAUCGACGAACAUUUCGAUUUGUUAAAUGUACGAGUAGUAAAAAUCGAUAUGAUACAAAUCAAAUAAAUAGUUCAUUAAGAUCAAGUAGAAAAAAUUUAAGUGGUGAAAUAUCUACUCAUUGUGGACAAUCAUUAGUACAAGAAGAAAUUAAUUCACAUAAUAUGAAAACAAUAACACGAGCUAAAUUCAAAACAUUAAAAUUGACUGUUCUUAUUGUUAUUUGUUUUAUUCUCUGUUGGACACCAUAUUAUUGUAUUGUCUUUUUUAUACUUAUAACUGAUGCUAGAAUUAAUUAUGAAAAUGCUAAAACUACUUUAAUAGAUACAUCAAUUAUUGAUCAAUCAACACAUAAUGAACGUUCGCUUUUAAUUGUUAUGAUGCUCGCUGUAUCGAAUUCUGUUUUAGAUCCAUUAAUAUAUGGUUGUUUUAUGGUAAAACCAAUUAAAUCAAGUUGUUGUAAUCGAUUAAGAACUCGAACUGAAAGAACAACAUUUAGACGUAAUGGAAAUCCUUUAACAGCUGAUAAAGAAUCAAAAUUAACCAUGAGCAAAACGAAUAUAAAACUUGACAACCAUCAACAACAUGAUGCUGCUGCCGCUGCUGCUGCUGUUGAAUGUCAACUUUAA
Messenger RNA from Rotaria sp. Silwood1, 1287 nucleotides. The record is from the annotation of a GenBank genome assembly. NCBI's taxonomy places the organism in Eukaryota, Metazoa, Rotifera, Eurotatoria, Philodinida, Philodinidae.